CCUUUCGCAGCCAAGUCUCCUCAUGAAGCCAGGCACCUCGACUCUGCCAGGUUUGUGGGCCAGAUGCGAACGCAACCGGUUGCUGAGCGUAGCAGCGAUCCCCUGAGCUCCAAAGGCAUCUGCCAAGCUGUAGCGAGGAAGUUCCGGCACUUCCACGUGUCGGCCUCAGAGCCUUGCAGACAGGCCUGGAGACCGGAGGAAGACAGCCCAAGCUUGCUGCGGCGGCUGCUUCUGCUGGAGGCAGCCUGUGCAGCGUUCUGCAGUCCCCAACGCCCACGCAAGGAAGUGGUUACAUUUCUCAGAGAGGAAAAGGGAAGUCAGGCUGCUUCAGAGCGAAAACUCCACUUCUGCCUUUCACUCCGGGCUGGUUCGGCUGCCGUUCGUGUUGACUGCCCAGAGUCCAUGAACUAGCAGACCCGCCUCGGAGGGAGGGAUUUUUCACCUUGCUUUCCUCCUUUUCUCGCUGAGCUGAAAAGCCAUGGCCUAUCACAGCUUCCUGCUUGAACCAAUCAGCUGCCAUGCCUGGAACAAGGACCGAACCCAGUUUGCCAUCUGCCCAAACAACCACGAGGUGCAUAUCUACAAUAAAGCGGGGGGAAAGUGGAACAAGGCCCAUGAGCUGAAGGAGCACAACGGACAGGUGACAGGCAUCGACUGGGCCCCCGAGAGCAACCGUAUCGUGACCUGUGGGACGGACCGCAACGCCUACGUGUGGACCCUGAAGGGCAACGUCUGGAAACCCACCCUGGUUAUCCUGAGGAUCAACCGCGCCGCCCGCUGCGUGAAAUGGUCCCCCAAGGAGAACAAGUUUGCCGUGGGCAGCGGCUCCAGGGUCAUCUCCAUCUGCUAUUUCGAGCAGGAGAACGACUGGUGGGUGUGCAAGCACAUCAAGAAGCCCAUUCGCUCGACGGUCCUCAGCCUGGACUGGCACCCCAACAACGUCCUGCUGGCCGCCGGCGCCUGCGACUUCAAAUGCAGGUGAAUGAGGAGUCCUGGAGAAAACACUGAGCCCUGGGGGUGGCGAGGUUCUGGGGGGCUCUGGGAAGAGCAGCAGGGCUGCCCUCUUGCCUGGUCCCACGGCAUCUGCUUCUGGGAGAGUGGCACCCGCGUGGCCUGGGUCGGCCACGACAGCACCGUCUGCCUCUCGGAUGCCAACAAGAAAAUGGCGGUGGCCUCGCUGUCUGUGGAGACUCUGCCGCUCCUCGCGGUCACCUUCAUUACAGAGAACAGCCUGGUGGCAGCGGGCCAUGACUGCUACCCGAUGCUCUUCACCUACGACGAGAGCCAGGGCUCGCUGACCUUCGGCGGGAAGCUCGAUGUCCCCAAGCAGAGCUCCCAGCGGGGCCUGACUGCUCGCGAGCGCUUCCAGAACCUGGAUAAGAAGGCCAGCUCCGAGACCAACAACUUCACCCUGGAAACGCUGCACAAGAACAGCAUCAGCCAGAUUUCCGUGAUCGCCGGUGGCAAAGCCAAGUGCUCCCAGUUCUGCACCACAGGAAUGGACGGGGGGAUGAGCAUCUGGGAUAUCAAGAGCCUGGAGUCCGCGCUGAAGGAUCUCAAGAUCAAGUGAGGGAGCCUGCGGGGAAAAGGCCCCGUGCAGCACCGUCAGCCUCUUGCUCUCGUUCCAAUUCUGCUUGCUGCUUUCUCUGUAUGGCGUUGAGUUUAGACCAAAGACGACUUUGAUAUUUGCAGAUCCUCAUCUCCCCUGGCAGCGGUGCAACCGCCUGGGCUCAGGGAGCGCGUGUCAGCGGAGGUAAAUUAAGUACGAAACAAUUAAGUAGUUUUUUUAAAAAAACUUUUUUAAAUUUUAAAACAGUGCACCUAUGCUGGUCAUAAAUUGCUGAAAGAAACAAAAAAUAAAAGUCUUUUUCAUGUAAAU
Pelodiscus sinensis (Chinese soft-shelled turtle) is the source of this 1879-nucleotide messenger RNA. The record is from RefSeq and is a predicted model, not a curated record. Lineage: Eukaryota; Metazoa; Chordata; Testudines; Trionychidae.